Molecule: messenger RNA, 1375 nt
Organism: Eupeodes corollae
Lineage: Eukaryota; Metazoa; Arthropoda; Insecta; Diptera; Syrphidae
Exons: 5
Coding region: 132-767 (211 amino acids)
Source: RefSeq, a predicted model, not a curated record
UUCGCAGCUACACGUGUUUUAAAUCAUAAGGUGCGGUGUGUUGGAUUGAUUCUUUUUACCUAAUCACUAAUAAAUACCUAAGUUCCUACGUUGGUAUAAACAAAAACUAGGAAUAAUUUAUUCAUCGAAAAAUGUUCCCUGGACAGAACAUGUUCCUAAUUAUUAUUUUAUGUUUGUUUGGCAUUUCGCGAUCAUAUCUUCUUUUUCCAAAACUGUCCGUCCUGCAGAUAACAAUGUCCAUUUCAACACCAGUUUUCGUUCCGAAUCAGAAAAUGUAUUUCGAUUGGGGAUUUCAAAUGAAUUAUGACCUUCCAGCCAAUUUGUCUUCCUUCUAUUCAGUUCCAAUUUGGCCAGGAGCAUUUAAUAAGAGACUGUCCAGAGACAUUGACCAUUCGAAGUAUCAAGUUCUCAAUGAAGGAGUACAUUCAAAUGAUUUUACUGCCGGUGAAUUAUAUAUUGGAUUUGAAGACUUGCUUUUGAGCUAUGGAUUUCAUGAAACAUGCUUGUUGAAAAGUGUAUGUGAAUUGGCAAAACAUCCUUUCCAUGAUGAUGAGCAAAAUUUAAUUACGGAAAUUGUGACAUUUAUUUUAAGCCCUUCAAUGCACCAAGCCUUUGGAAAAAACGAACAUGUAUAUAAAGAAGCAUACGAGGAAGCUGAAAAUCAAGGAUUUUUGAAUGGAAACUGUGAUAAACUAUAUCCACACUGUAAACAAGGUUUCCUUGAAAUCAUAUCAAAUAUUAUAACAGAUAAAGAUGCACUUCAUUAAAUAAAGCUUUUUAAUUUCUUUUAACUAAAGGUGGUAUAUUAAACAAAGAUUAAAUCCACAGACAUAGACAUUUUAUAAUAACCACUCAGUUUAUAAAGUCUAAUGAUAAAAAGUAAUCAUUUUACAAAUUUUUCAAACAAAGAGCAAUACCUAUAAAGGAAAGAAGAAGAAUUAUUGAAGUAUUUCCUUGAAUUUAAAUCUAAACAGCAUCGGAAAUUAAAACCGCAAAAAUUAAUUUAUUCUCCAAAAUAGUUCUUUGAGCUCAAAACAUUCUACUCAGUUUAUAUUUCUUCGGUCUUCCGUUUACCAGGAAAGUGACAACAUUUCUUGAAUUAAUUUUGCCGUCACUAUAACCCAAAUGAUAAAGUUAGAACUUGCUGUAAUAUACCUAUUAGGCAUUUCCUCCGCCUACAUUAUUCCAUCCCUUGUUUUAUUCUAACACAAAUAAUACUGAAAGAGACUCAAGAGCAAUAACCAUUUAACCCAGAUCCUCAAGAUGAAGAUGAUUAUUAUGAUGAUAACGAUGAUGACGAUGAUGAUGACGAUUAUUUAUAGGAGGAAAACAAUCGAUUCUGUGAGAAUGUUAAAGAGUCUUGAAAAUCAAAUAA